AUGGAUCAAUAUGACGUGAUUAAAGCCAUUGGGGAAGGUGCCUUUGGGAAAGUGUACUUGGCCAAAAGGAAAUCGGAUAGUGAGCACUGUGUUAUAAAAGAGAUCAAUUUUGAAAAGAUGCCCAUCCAAGAAAAAGAAGCUUCCAAGAAAGAAGUCAUUCUUCUGGCAAAGAUGAAACAUCCCAACAUUGUAACCUUCUUCAGUUCAUUUCAAGAGAACAACAGACUGUUUAUUGUGAUGGAGUAUUGUGAUGGUGGGGAUCUCAUGAAAAGGAUCAGAAGACAACGGGGAGUGUUAUUUAGUGAAGAUCAGAUUCUGAGCUGGUUUGUACAGAUUUCUCUAGGACUGAAACAUAUUCACGACAGGAAGGUUUUACACAGGGACAUAAAAACACAGAACAUUUUUCUUAGCAAGAGCGGAAUGGUUGCAAAGCUUGGGGACUUUGGUAUUGCAAGGGUCUUGAACAAUACCAUGGAACUUGCUAGAACUUGUGUUGGAACACCUUACUACCUGUCCCCAGAGAUCUGUCAGAAUAAACCCUACAACAAUAAAACGGAUAUUUGGUCUCUUGGCUGUGUCUUAUAUGAGCUCUGCACACUCAGACAUCCUUUUGAGGCUAACAACUUACAGCAGCUGGUUCUGAAGAUUUGUCAAGCUCAUGUUCCUCCGAUAUCGCCACGGUUUUCCCGUGACCUACAGUUCUUAAUAUCCCAGCUCUUUGAAGUAUCUCCCCGAGAUCGGCCAUCCAUCAAUUCCAUUUUGAAAAGGCCUUUUUUAGAGAAUCUUAUUGCCAAAUACUUGACUCCCGAGGUCAUUUACGAAGAAUUCAGUCACCCACUCUUACAUAAAGCAAGACCAUCUGCUUCUCAACCUGCUGGGAAGGUGGCCCCUGAUUCUAAAAUACAGAAAGUGAGAUUCCAGGAAAAGUGCCUACCAAGAUCAAGGAUAACAGUGCCAAAUAAGAGGAAGGAUGUAUUACAUAGAAAUGAAUGCAGACCGCCAGCUGGAGCCCAGACACCCAUAUCUGUAAAAAUGGUAGAAAGGCCCAAACUUGCUGCUGUGUGUGGCCAUUAUGAUCAUUUUUAUGCUCAACUUGACUUGUUGAGGAAGAGAGCGCACAGACCAAAUUACCGCCUUGUUCCUCAGAAAGAUAGCAGAGUUGAGGAGAGGUAUGAUGAGGAAGAAAGCCACAGCCCACCUCCAGGUCAAUGGCUUGCUGAAUACCUUCAGAGGAAAUGUGAAGCUCAACAAUAUAAGCUGAAAGUGGAAAAGCAAUUGGGUCUUCGUCCGUCUUCUGCUGAGCCAAAUUACAACCAGAGACAAAAGCUGAGAAGUGAUGGGGAAGGACCUAGAUUCUGGGAGCUGCAGUUCAGGAGAAAUGAAAUGAAGGAACAGGAAUAUUGGAAGCAGUUAGAGGAAAUACGCCAACAAUAUCACCAUGACAUGAAGGAAAUUAGAAAGAAGAUGGGGUGUGAACUGGAGGAGGACUCAAAAAUGAGCUGGAAAACCUACUUGGUGAAGAAGAGUGACCUGCCCAUUCCCCAUGAAGCACCUGAGGAAGAAGCACAUGUGCAGGAUAUUGAAAGAGACUUAAAACAAAUUAAACCUCAGAACAUAAAGGGAAGUAAAAGUUCGGAACAAAAACAUAAAGCUCAGAGAGGGGUAAAAUUUGAGAUUAAUUUAGAUGAAUGCAUUUCUGAUGAAAACACCCUCCAAGAGGAAGAGGCAGUGGAUAUGCUGAAUGAAACGUUGACCUCUGAGGAUGGCAUGAAGUUCUUGGAACAUAAAUGUAUGAAGGCGCAGGAAGAUUAUACAGACAAAGCAUUUGAAAACCUCUGUUGCCCAGAAGCAGAGUUGUGCGUUCCGGAUGCCAUGGCUGCAGGGCACAGGAGACAGUGGGCCCCAGGAGCCCCUCAGACUCUGCCGCAAAUGAUGGCCUCGGCCGAUGUCACCUCCACCUGCUCCACCUGCUCCACCAUGCCCGAGGACGGCCGAGUGAUUGAGAUUGAAGGCGGUCCAGAAAACAGGAGACGGUGGCGGCGAGAAGCCCCGGGAACUUUACUGAGUGUUUUGGCAGCAGCACAGCUAACCAGCAGCUCACUUUCUGUCAACGAUGCAGAAUGUGGGCCAGGGUCCUUGAGUAGAUGGAUGGGACCACUGAAAGAUGAGGGGAAGGUGGAAGUGGCCUCUGACAUUGAAGUAGAUGCAGAACAACCAGAUCCAAGGUCUGAUGACGAUGAUACAAAUUUUGAAGAAUCUGAAGAUGAAUUGAGAAAUGAAGUAGUAGAAUCUCUGGAAAAACUGGCUACUUUCAGUGAGGCAGAAAAAAGAGAAGAGGUUUCUAGUUCUUCUAAAGAUGCUGGAAACUUAGAAAAAACAGAGGGGAUAGGCAUGCAGAAAUAUUCAGAAUUAAAUGAAGGUUUGGAGAGUAUUUUUAUUCCAUCUGAUGACAAAAUUUGUGUUGGUGAUGAAGAUCAAGGAAUAUCAACCACCAGUCAAAAUAUUCAACUGUGACUGUUGAGCUUUUUUUUAAAUGAUGUUUGUGUGUGUUAUAGUGUCUCUUUGGGAACAAGUCAUAAAUAUUCAUUUAUUGUAAGGGUUUUCCAGUAAUCCCAAUGCUUUAUUAGUUUUUCUCUCAAUUUAGACAGUAGGACUAACUUUUGAAUGUAGAAAUUCCUAUUUUUCCUUUAACAUUCCUAUUAAGAAAUCUUUUGGAUUAUGUAUGUGGUUGGCAUAGUAACGUGACUCCCCCCCAACCCCAAGCACACCCAAAGAUGUGAAUAUUUUACCUGGCAAAGGGGAAUUCACACUGUAGGUGGAAUUAAGAUUCCUAACCAGCUGACCUUAAAUAGGGAGGUUAUCUUGGAUUAUUCAGGUGGGCUAAGUGUCAGCACAAGAGUCUCUGAAGGUGGAAGAGGAAGCAAACCAGAGAGGUGGCACCUGAGGGGAUUCAGCUUGAUACUGCUGGCUUUGAAGAUGGAAGAAGGGGCUGCAAACCAAGGAAUGUAG
This is a messenger RNA of Cervus elaphus (red deer), 3009 nucleotides long. It is a transcript of the gene NEK5, whose product is annotated as NIMA related kinase 5. Gene Ontology annotation, molecular function: protein kinase activity; ATP binding. The record is from RefSeq and is a predicted model, not a curated record. Lineage: Eukaryota; Metazoa; Chordata; Mammalia; Artiodactyla; Cervidae. Gene Ontology annotation, biological process: protein phosphorylation. The coding region runs from base 1 to 2514 and encodes 837 amino acids. The transcript is spliced from 23 exons.